CUAUCAUUUCUUCAUCGUUGAAUAAAUACUGGGGUAGAAGUUCUUCACGAUGGACCCUGCAAAUUUGGGAGGUCAGAGAACCGUAGUCUUAGGACUGUAUGACCAUUUUAUUCGAGCGGUCAACUUCAUGGCUCCGUAUCCCUUCCUCUAUCUCUUCCCCACUAGGAGGAUCUCCCGGCACUUGUUCAAUUCAAAACAUACAUGUACAGACACUACCAUACUUCCACCUCGUGGAGUCCCAAAAACGCCUAGAAGCCGCGACAGUCUUUCACAUCAACUGCUUUCCCUUGGCCUUUGGGCAUGCUACAUGGGAGCACAAUCGGUUGUCUACUCCCGGCUAGAGUCACAUUUGCCAAAAGUUGUUGCAUCGACGCUCACCACAAUUGCCUGUGCUCCUGUCCGGCUGUCCUGGACAUAUCUAGUCACGUCUGACGAGAAUGAGAGGGAUGGUGCCUCUAUGACGUCUCUCUUCGCCAUACGACGUGCCACAUGGCAGCGCUUCAUCGCUAUAACGAUCUUGUGCGACAACUUCAAUCUUGUGGCGAGCUUAUGCCUCAAGUUUUUGUUCGACGCUAUCGCCCCGUUCCCAUCUGACGAAGAGAUACUCAGCGGCGAGGCUACGAUUUGUGUCUCGUCUUGUCUGAAAGCCGCCGCCUUGACUCUUCCAACUGCGAUGCUCCUAUGGAUUCCAGAAACAGUGAUCUCCACCUAUGCUGCUACUGCUGCACUUGACCAACAUUCGGAAGUCGACAAAGGAUGGUUGUAUGGUGUCGUAGAGGACAUUCGUAUUGGAAUCCACUCCAUGAGUUCGCAACUCUGUCAAGACCUUGCCCAGGACUACUUGAUCGGAUCCGUCAGUGUUCUAGGGAUUGCUUUCGCUCCGAUGGUCGGAUGGUUGCUGUUUCGGCGACCUGUAUGAUAACGUAACUUCAUGUAAGAGGAUGUUGUCUCGCGCCAGCAAAAGAUGUAGUCUUAAAUCCCACUCUCCUCAACCUUGCAACUACAUCUGUCGCA
Molecule: messenger RNA, 1014 nt
Organism: Colletotrichum acutatum
Lineage: Eukaryota; Fungi; Ascomycota; Sordariomycetes; Glomerellales; Glomerellaceae
Exons: 2
Coding region: 50-919 (289 amino acids)
Source: RefSeq, a predicted model, not a curated record